AUGUCAGAAGGAGAUUUGUUUCUAAUUUCAUUUUUAAAAGUAGGUUUUGCAUCUUUAGGAUUAAAUGAACAACUAAUAAAUAAUAUAAAACGAUAUGGAAUUACAAAAUUAACACCUUUUCAAAUGGAGGUAAUAAAAGAAAUUAAAGAAAACAGUAAUGUUAUUGUUGAUUCAAUUGAGGGCACAGGUAGGACAAUAAGCUUAAUUAUUGGUACAUUAGAUAAGAUUGAUGAAACAAAACAACAACAAGAACAAGAACAACAAGAACGACAACAAACAGAUCAACAAUUUUCAUUUCCUCAAAUUUUAAUGAUCUUACCAACAAAAGAGUUAUCACAAACAACAAAAGUUAUUUAUUCAUCUUUAGGAGGUGGUGAGAAUAAUAAUAAUGACUUUAAAGUACUAUCAUGUAUUGGUGGUGUAAAAAUAUCAAUGGAUAUUGAAAUUUUAAAAAAAGGUAAUACUCAGAUUUUAUUAGGUACACCAGGAAGAAUAUCUGACCUAUUUUCAAGAAAAAGGUUCGAUACAGAUAAUAUUAAAAUAUUGGUUUUCGAUGAACUUGAUGAAAUCCUUUCAAGAGGUUUUGAAUGUCAAUUGGAAGAUAUUAUUAAACCUCUAAAUAAUAACAAUAAUUUGCAAAUUAUUGUUUCAACAUCAGGAAUUAACGAAUUAACUUCAAAUUUUAUAAAUACUUUUAUAAAGAUUCCAAAGAUCAUUAAAUCACAACAAGAACCAUAUAAAUUUUAG
Dictyostelium discoideum AX4 is the source of this 747-nucleotide messenger RNA. Its product is annotated as DEAD-box RNA helicase. Gene Ontology annotation, molecular function: ATP binding; nucleic acid binding; RNA helicase activity. NCBI's taxonomy places the organism in Eukaryota, Evosea, Eumycetozoa, Dictyosteliales, Dictyosteliaceae. The transcript has 2 exons. Bases 1 to 747 code for a protein of 248 amino acids. The record is from RefSeq and is a predicted model, not a curated record.